AUGUUAAGAUUAAAAAUCAUAGAAGCGCUCCUCAGCCUCUGCAAAAUGCAUUGUCCCUACUUUUUGACAGUUCUGCGCAAGCAUGUUGUCACCAACCACCGUGUUACAACAGCCACGUCGAGCUCGCACAAGCUGGAUAACGAGGGCUUUAAUAUUGUCGACCAUCUAAAUCAAGGUUUCUUUAAGGAGUGUUUUAUUGCCCUUUACAUUGGAGAUCAAAACAAAUCAUGCAGCAACAACCUGAGCAAUGCAAACGGCAAACUCUUUAACAAGCAUAAGCACAAGUUUGUCAAGGAAACCAAGUUUGAGUGCCCACAGCUCAUUAGUGCGGCCUUUGUUGCUAAUUACAAGGUGCGACAAUCCUUGCAGCAUACAAAUCUCAUAUGUCUCAGCGCUUUAACAAGCAGUUAA
This is a messenger RNA of Kickxella alabastrina, 411 nucleotides long. RefSeq lists its product as uncharacterized. The coding region runs from base 1 to 411 and encodes 136 amino acids. Lineage: Eukaryota; Fungi; Kickxellomycota; Kickxellomycetes; Kickxellales; Kickxellaceae. The record is from RefSeq and is a predicted model, not a curated record. The transcript is spliced from 3 exons.